This is a messenger RNA of Staurois parvus, 477 nucleotides long. The record is from the annotation of a GenBank genome assembly. NCBI's taxonomy places the organism in Eukaryota, Metazoa, Chordata, Amphibia, Anura, Ranidae.
GCUGAACUCGCUGCUGGUGUCCUGGCCUAUAUCUACUAUGAAACGAUAAGCGAAGAAUUAAAAGAGAGUCUUAACGAGACAAUUAUAAAUAAUUAUGCACAGCCGGGGAUGAACGAUGUCACGUAUGCCAUAGACCAUCUGCAACAGGACUUUAGGUGUUGCGGCAGCAACAGUUAUGAAGACUGGAGGUACAGCUUAUAUGUAAUUACAGCCAAUAACAGCGGAAACAUCGUCCCAGAUAGCUGCUGUAAAACGAUGACUGCAGAGUGCGGGAGACGAGACCAUCCUUCUAAUAUAUACAGAGUGGAGGGAGGAUGUAUGACAAGACUGGAAAAGUUUAUCCAGGAACAUCUGCUGUUGAUAGGAGCAAUCUCCAUAGGCAUUGCUUGUUUCCAGCUCAUUGGUGUAACUAUGAGUGCGUGCUUCCUGUGUGUCCUCUAUAAAGAAGAAAAGGAGGAGCUGUACAAUAUCAUUUGA